Messenger RNA from Aspergillus sclerotioniger CBS 115572, 1651 nucleotides. RefSeq names its product putative MFS drug transporter. The transcript is spliced from 5 exons. The coding region runs from base 50 to 1534 and encodes 494 amino acids. Gene Ontology annotation, biological process: transmembrane transport. Gene Ontology annotation, molecular function: transmembrane transporter activity. NCBI's taxonomy places the organism in Eukaryota, Fungi, Ascomycota, Eurotiomycetes, Eurotiales, Aspergillaceae. The record is from RefSeq and is a predicted model, not a curated record.
CUCUUGGCCAGUGGUGGCAUUAGGAUCAGAAAGAGGACCACUAGCUCAUAUGGAGGACGAAAACAUCCCCAAAAUGGAGGGCGCAGUGCCCGAGGUCGCAGAUGAGGCCGGCUCAACUGUUUCUUCCUCUUCGGGCAGUAUCACGGUCUUUGGGGAUCAUGAUCCGACGAACCCGGUCAACUUUUCACGGUGGCGCAAAUUCCAUGUCAUCGCCGUCGGCAUCCUCUUCACCUUUAACAGCACAUUCGGUUCCUCAAUUGCAUCGGGCGCCCAGACCGAAAUAAAAGCCUACUUCAAUGUCACCUCCGAACCGAUGCUAGUCCUGUUGACAUCGCUAUACAUGGUCGGCUUCACCGUAGGACCGCUAGUUUUCGGCCCACUUAGCGAGCAUCUGGGCCGACGAACGGUCCUUCGGGGCACCUACAUCGGUUACACAGCCUUCACCCUAGGCUGUGCACUGGCACCCACAUUCCCCGGCCUGCUUGUCUUCCGCCUGCUGAGCGGACUUAAUGCCGCAGCCCCGAAUGCCAUCACGGGCGGUCUCUAUGCCGAUGUCUUCAACCAUCCCGAUCAACGCGGCAAAGCCAUGUCCAUCUUCAUGGCUAUGACUGUCCUAGGCCCCGAGCUGGGGCCCGUCAUUUCCAACUACGUAUCCGAAGUCUCUUGGCGCUGGGCCUUCUGGGUGGCCUUGAUUGUCGCUGGGGCUGGAAUGCCCGUCAUAUUCUUGAUGCCCGAAACCUACGCCCCCGUUCUUCUGCAGAAAAAAGCACUCAAGAAUCGUGGUCUAACGCGCAUCACCACAAUUGAGAAAGUCUCGCUACAGAAGGCGAAGCGUGCUGAGCUGCUGCGUGUGUUCAGUCGGCCGUUUAUGAUGCUCCUUCGUGAGCCUAUCCUUCUUUUCUCCUCUCUGUAUAUGGCUUUGAUUUAUGCCCUACUGUACCUGUUCUUCCAGGCGUAUCCGAUUGUAUUCCGACAAUUCUACGGUCUCUCCGUCGGCCUAUCCGGUUUGGCAUUCGUACCCAUGAUAAUCGGCUCCUUUCUCGCCUUCUCCAUCUUCCUAGCCUACAGCUCCUUCCACAGCAAAGCCAUAGCAGCCAAAAAGUCCUGGGCAAUGCAAGAAGAAUACCGUCGAUUACCACUCGCCGCCGUGGGCGCUCCCCUAAUCACAAUCGGCCUCUUCUGGCUCGCCUGGAUGCCCAAACACGGCAUCUCCCCCAUCGCAGCCAUGAUCGCCGGAAUCUGGUUCGGUACCGGCUACCUGCUUAUCUUCAUCGCCAUGCUAAACUACCUCACCGACGCAUACAAAAGCAAUUCAGCGUCUGCCCAAGCCGCCGCCAGUACGAUGCGAUCCGCCGCUGCCGUGGGCUUGCCGUUAGCUGCGACGCCCAUGUACGAUCAUCUGGGUAUACAUUGGGCGAGCUCGUUGCUGGGGUUCGUGUCGCUAGCGUUGGCGAUGAUCCCGUUUGCGUUCAUUAAAUGGGGUGGGUUGAUGCGCGCGCGGAGUCCGUUUUGUGCGACUAUGGCGGGGACGUAAUCUUGGAAGGAAGGGAUGGGGGAGAUAAGUCUAUGAAUUGGUGCUGGUUUGAGGGUUUGGGUUUAAGAUAUGCUGUUCGCCUCUGAUACUAUAUAGAAUAGUUCCAGCUACGGCUAC